ACACACACACACACACACUGAACCACACAGAGGAACACAAGACAAAGCCAGGCUAAAAAUACCUCGAUCGGCUCAGAGCGAUGCACUGAAGAUGUAGCCAGAUUUACUGGAAAUGAACAGAGCGAGUUAGAAUUAAGAGGAUGUCCACUGAGAAGCACAAAAUUAGACAUAAAUGGGGGAAUUCUGAAAUCGAAGACGAAAUUAGGUUUAAAAGCACUAAUGUGUUAUUAGAAAAUAUUAGAACGGGUAUUUGAAAAGUACGACUUGUUUUUAGGAAACAGAAAAUUGUGGGGAUUUUUUUUUUUUGCCACACUGGUUUGCAACUCUUGGGCACAAACGUGUAACACUGGCUUGAGGUUGUCACAGAUAUUAGUGGAAAUAGAGACUGAAUUUGAUCUGAAUGGAUACACACAGAGAAAGAAUCCUGAUUGCAAUCUUGGUUUUAAAACAGCUGUCCUCUCAUUUACAGCAGGAACACACAGAUAAUUGAUUUUGAGCUUCAUUCAAAGGUGCUCCUAGCAGGGUGCUGACAGCUCAGCAGAUAGUGAUAGCUGGGCCAUCGGAUCUGUUCUGGCCUUCAGCCAUCUUUGUCUGGUUGCUAUGUGCCUAUCCAUGGUCCCAUGACCAACGCCUGGUCUAAAUAUAAACAUGUGCUAAGGUCACAUUCUGAGGAAAACGUGCUCUCAAUGAAGUGGCACUCUGGGACACGGACAAGCUGAGGUCUUCAUGACAGUUUGAGUUAAACUAAAAAGUUGUCAGGAUUCCUUUGAACCGAGUAGCAGACGGUUAAGUUGCUGCUUUAAGCGUCUCCCUAAAGGAAUCACUUUCCAGUUAUGACUUCAAAUUCCUCUUAAAUUCAGUGUGCUUAUCUACACACCUUUGGCGGAGAUGGGUAACGGAAUAAACAAGGUCCUGCCUGAUCUUUAUCUUGGAAAUAUCAAAGAUGCUCGCGACAGGGAGCUGCUGGCUCGGCACAACAUCACCCACAUCCUGUCCAUCCAUGAUACAGCUGCGCCCGUUCUGGAGGGCAUCACAUACCUUUGUAUAUCUGCAGCUGACCAUUCCAAGCAAAACCUGAUUCAGUACUUCAGAGACAGCAUCAUGUUCAUCCAUGAAUCCCGACUGAAAGGAGAAGGCUGCCUCGUGCACUGCAUGGCAGGAGUGUCCCGCAGCGUGACUCUGGUGGUGGCCUACAUCAUGACGGUGACGGGUCACGGAUGGGUAGAGUCCCUGGCAGCGGUUCGGUCAGUCAGGCCGUGUGCGGGGCCCAACCUGGGCUUCCUGCGGCAGCUGGAGGAGUUUGAAAACACAGAACUAACAGAAUAUCGAGCUUGGUGGAAGGAGCUGUACGGGAAGAGCACGUUCAGUGAUGAUGAGGAGAUCGAGGCCCUUUUAAACCGGAAAUCCAGCACCAGCGAUGCCAUAACAACCAGCAUCACUCCUGCGCUGGCCACGAGCAGCAAAUAAAGAAACUCAUUUCUGCAUCUUCAGUCAUUUCUCACCUGAACUUAAGAAGCAGAGGACAGCGGGCUUCUGAUUGGCCCUUUGAUCCCACAGAGACCGGGUGCACAUUUUAAAAUCAUUUUGCCCCCGACCUCGCACUGCGUCAGGAACACCUGUCUCACAAAAAGUUCAGUGUCGGGAUGAUAAGUUCAGUCUCGUGUGCGUGGAGUGGCUAAGCAGACAUGUGACGGGGGGAUUUUAUGUCACCGUCUUCAGUUCCCUUCGUCAUGUCAUGUCCUUGCCUCUAACUGUCAAAACAACAUGCAAGGGCAGUCAAGCAUGACACCAAGGAAAUAUAUGUACAUACAGUCCACAGUGUGAACACAUACUCCUCCUGUACACCCCCCACCCCACCCCGCCGUCCCCCGUCAGUUAUGUUAUGCUGUGUCUUGUACUUGAAAAAUGACUAUUACUUUCUGAGAGCGUGUGAGAGCUAAAGAACGCUUUACUUUAUAUUUUACAGUAAAAACAAUUAUCAGAUGUGCUGUUUUUAACUAUUGUGCUGUUCUUCCUAAAUGUAAACUUUUCAUUUGAUAUGUGCACAGUCUGUGAAAAUGCAGUUAUAUAUGUAGAGUUUUUAUGUUAACGUUUUCAUGUUAGUCUGCAUUUUGUAUUUUGUUUAAUUAUGCAUGCAUUGAGGUGACAUUUAACUCAUCAACUGAAAAUAUUUAGAUUGUAAUAAUGCAACAAAGGAAUGUAUUAAUCUUC
Neolamprologus brichardi is the source of this 2211-nucleotide messenger RNA. RefSeq names its product dual specificity protein phosphatase 22-B-like. Gene Ontology annotation, molecular function: protein tyrosine phosphatase activity. Gene Ontology annotation, cellular component: cytosol. Gene Ontology annotation, biological process: signal transduction; protein dephosphorylation. The record is from RefSeq and is a predicted model, not a curated record. Lineage: Eukaryota; Metazoa; Chordata; Actinopteri; Cichliformes; Cichlidae.